AAUUAACUCAAAACAACAAAAAAAAAAUGGGUCAAUCAGCAUCUCAACCAAACAACAUUUACGUCUCCAAGCAAUUCUCCUCUCCCUUCUCACUCACAGAAAAAACUGUACAAACCUUCUCGGAUUCAGUUUUUUCGGUUGCACAAUCUGCCGCCUCUUCUGGUUCUUUUUUGGAGGGAAAUUUUUCAUCUGCACCGUUAAAAAGAGGCGGGAGUUUUAAUAUUACCUCAUCAUCAACAAGUAGUAGUAAACAACAUAGUCCAGGGAGUAGUGGAAUUGGAGCAAUGUAUUUGGGAGGAGCAAAUAGUACGGGAAUUGGAGAAUUAUUGUAUGGUGGAAGUGCUAGUGUUCAUAGUAAGAGGGAGAGAAGGCGAAGUGUUUGUGCUAGAGAAGUGAGAGUUGAAAAGUAUUCGAUUCGUCAUGAAGAUUUGAUUAAAUCGUAUUCAUUGAGAGGGUAUUUUGUGAUGGAUAGUGCUAAUGUGUUUGUGAAUGAUAAGUUGGUUGUGCAGUAUUGUCAUAUAUUUGGGCCAAUUUCGAAUAAGAGCCAUUAUAUGAAAAGAUAUGUUUCGACCCAAGUGGAAGAAACACUAAAUUUGGGAAAUGAUUCUAAAUGGGUAGGAAAGGACUUUGAUUUUAUUAUAAAACAUGAUUAUAAGAGGAUGAUUACUGAAGAGAAACUAACCCUACCUGACAGCAUUAUCGUUUCAACAGUUGAAGAAAUUAAGUGUUAAUUUCUGUGCCAAUUUGCCAAAGAUUUUCAAUGAAAAUUACAAAAAUUCAAAACUACAGUAGUGAGCCCACCAUCCAAACUCUUGAGAAACCUUCAAUUCAAUUCCGAAUCAUGCAUACCGUGGUCAAUUCCGUUCAAAGAGCAAUGCAAGGUGUAAAAUCCCAGUAUUCAUUGUAAUGCGCAUAAUCCUCAACAUUUGUGCGCUUCAACAAAACAAUAAAGGCGGACACAAACUAAAUCUCAACACUUUCAAUU
This is a messenger RNA of Naegleria gruberi, 985 nucleotides long. RefSeq lists its product as uncharacterized. NCBI's taxonomy places the organism in Eukaryota, Heterolobosea, Eutetramitea, Acrasida, Naegleriidae. The record is from RefSeq and is a predicted model, not a curated record. Bases 27 to 731 code for a protein of 234 amino acids. The transcript has a single exon.